Messenger RNA from Nicotiana attenuata, 1198 nucleotides. RefSeq names its product xanthoxin dehydrogenase. The transcript is spliced from 2 exons. Gene Ontology annotation, biological process: abscisic acid biosynthetic process. Lineage: Eukaryota; Viridiplantae; Streptophyta; Magnoliopsida; Solanales; Solanaceae. Gene Ontology annotation, molecular function: xanthoxin dehydrogenase (NAD+) activity. The record is from RefSeq and is a predicted model, not a curated record. Gene Ontology annotation, cellular component: cytosol. Bases 197 to 1039 code for a protein of 280 amino acids.
GUUUAAAUGGUUUCUUCUUGUCACUAUGUGUAGUAGGAGUAAUAAAUAAUUGGGCUUCUCAGUUCCUUUGCUGACAUCGCCUCUAAUGGUGUCUUACUAUUGAAGUAGUCUCUGAAAUUAUGCAUAAUAUAGCUUUAUAAUUUAUUUCAUAUAUAAGUAGUACUACUUGUUUAUUCUGGGUCAUAUUUUUACCGCCAUGGAUGUUCAAGGAAGCUCCGAUGCUUCUCUUCCUAACCAAAGGUUAUUGGGAAAGGUCGCUUUAGUCACAGGAGGGGCAAGUGGCAUAGGAGAGAGCAUAGUACGUCUAUUUCAUAAACACGGUGCAAAAGUAUGCAUUGCAGACAUUCAAGAUGAACUUGGACAAAAUAUUUGUGGUACCCUUGGUAAUGACCAGAGUGCAUGUUUUGUCCACUGUGAUGUUACUGCAGAAGCUGAUAUUAGUAAUGCAGUUGAUCUUACCAUUCAAAAAUUUGGGACACUUGAUAUAAUGGUUAAUAAUGCUGGGUUGUCUGGCCCCCCUAUUCCAGAUAUCCGUGAUUAUGAACUUUCUGUGUUUGAGAGUGUGCUUGACGUGAACUUGAAAGGUACUUUUCUUGGAAUAAAGCAUGCAGCUCGCAUAAUGAUUCCACAAAAGAAAGGAUCAAUAGUAUCCUUGUGCAGUGUCGGAAGUGCCAUUGCUGGCGUUGGGCCUCAUGCUUAUAUAGCUUCCAAGCAUGCUGUUUUGGGCCUUACACAAAAUGUUGCAGCUGAGAUGGGAAAACAUGGUAUACGAGUGAAUUGUGUUUCUCCUUACGCUGUUGCAACCGGACUAGCUCUGGCUCACUUGCCUGAGGAUGAAAGGACGAAUGAUGCACUGGCAGGUUUUCGUGCUUUUGCUGAGAAGAAUGCUAACUUGCAGGGUGUGGAAUUGAAGACUCAGGAUGUUGCUAAUGCUGUGCUGUUUUUAGCCAGUGAGGAAGCAAGGUAUAUAAGUGGGCAUAAUCUGAUGGUUGAUGGUGGUUUCUCGUGUGUUAAUCACUCCCUUAGGGUCUUCAGAUAGGUACAUGUUUGAUAAAUCUUUUAAGGAACUUCAGAGAUUUGUCAUAUUUCUAAAAACUAUUCUGUUUGUGAAUUUUCCAUCGAAAUAAGCUAUGUAUUUAUUUUUCUAGAAAAGGAAUAUUUGGCUGGACGAGGUGAUCCAGCCGCAUCUUCCAGUACA